Molecule: messenger RNA, 500 nt
Organism: Echinops telfairi (small Madagascar hedgehog)
Lineage: Eukaryota; Metazoa; Chordata; Mammalia; Afrosoricida; Tenrecidae
Product: cadherin-5-like
Exons: 2
Biological process (GO): multicellular organism development; homophilic cell-cell adhesion; calcium-dependent cell-cell adhesion
Cellular component (GO): adherens junction; catenin complex; plasma membrane
Molecular function (GO): calcium ion binding; cadherin binding
Source: RefSeq, a predicted model, not a curated record
AGUCCAGCAUGAACCGCAAGAACGCCAAGUACCUGCUCAAAGGCGAGUCAGCUGGCAAGGUCUUCCGGGUCAACGCAGACACGGGGGACGUGUAUGCGUUUGAGAGGCUGGACCGGGAGAAGGUGUCCGAGUACCACCUGGUCGCCCUCGUCGUGGACAAAGACACCGAUAAGAACCUGGAAUCUCCAUCCAGCUUCACCAUCAAAGUCCACGACAUCAAUGACAACUGGCCUGUGUUCACACACAGGCUGUUCAACUCGUCCGUGCCCGAGAUGUCAGCUAUGGGAACUUCGGUCAUCCGUGUGACAGCGGUGGACGCAGAUGACCCCACAGUGGCAGACCACACCUCUGUCAUGUACCAGAUCCUGAAAGGAGAUGACCACUUUGGCAUCGAUGAAUCCGGUCUGUGGGAUUUGCCCUUGUGGGCAUGCACCACCUGGGUGUGGGGGAGGGGAAGACACACCCCAGGUUCAGAUGCUGAGGGACGCCUAGGCUGGCAG